Molecule: messenger RNA, 1869 nt
Organism: Lepus europaeus (European hare)
Lineage: Eukaryota; Metazoa; Chordata; Mammalia; Lagomorpha; Leporidae
Product: cytochrome P450 2C1-like
Exons: 9
Coding region: 32-1504 (490 amino acids)
Biological process (GO): xenobiotic metabolic process
Cellular component (GO): intracellular membrane-bounded organelle; cytoplasm
Molecular function (GO): heme binding; oxidoreductase activity, acting on paired donors, with incorporation or reduction of molecular oxygen, reduced flavin or flavoprotein as one donor, and incorporation of one atom of oxygen; iron ion binding
Source: RefSeq, a predicted model, not a curated record
UCAGUUGUCUCAGGAAGAAGAGAAGGCUCCAAUGGAUCCCGUGGUGGUGCUGGGGCUCUGUCUCUCCUGUUUGCUUCUCCUUUCACACUGGAAACAGAGCUCUGAGAAAAGGAGGCUUCCUCCUGGCCCCACUCCUUUCCCAAUUCUUGGAAAUAUCGUGCAGCUUGGUUUUAAAGAUAUCAGCAAAUCUUUAACCAUACUGUCAGAAGUCUAUGGCCCUGUGUUCACUGUGUAUUUGGGCACGAGGCCCACUGUCGUGAUAUGUGGAUACGAUGCAGUGAAAGAAGCCUUGGUUGAUCUGGGAGAAGAGUUUUCUGGAAGAAUUGUUUUCCCACUGACUGCAAAAGUUAAGAAAGGAUUUGGAAUCAUUUUCAGCAAUGGAAAGAGAUGGAAGGAGACCCGGCGCUUCUCUCUCAUGACCUUGCGGAAUUUUGGGAUGGGGAAGAAGAGCAUUGAAGAAAGAAUUCAAGAGGAAGUCAGCUGCCUGGUGGGAGAGCUGAGAAAAACCAGUGGCUCACCCUGCGAUCCCACCUUUAUCCUGGGUGCUGCUCCCUGCAACGUGAUCUGCUCUGUGAUUUUCCAGAACCGUUUUGAUUAUAGAGAUCCGAAUUUUCUUGCCUUCAUCGACAAAUUCAAUGAAAGUGCCAAGAUUUUGAAUUCCCCAUGGGUACAGGUUUGCAAUACUUUCCCUAUUCUUCUUGAUUGGUUCCCAGGAAGUCAUAGAAAAAUGAUUAGUAAUUCUACUUAUGUAGAAAAUUAUGUUUUGGAGAAAAUAAAAGAACACCAAGAAACUCUGGACAUUACCAACCCUCGAGAUUUCAUUGAUUGUUUCCUGAUCAAAAUGGAACAGGAAAAGCACAACCAACAGUCUGAAUUUACUACUGAAAACCUGAUGGCCACAGUGAUUGAUGUGUUUGCUGCUGGAACAGAGACAGUGAGCACCACCCUGAGGUAUGGACUCCUGCUCCUGAUGAAGCACCCAGAGGUCACAGCCAAAGUGCAGGAGGAGAUUGAGCGUGUGAUUGGCAGACACCGGAGCCCCUGCAUGCAGGACAGGAGCCGCAUGCCCUACACGGAUGCUGUGAUACAUGAGAUCCAGAGAUAUGUUAACCUUGUCCCCAACAACGUGCCCCGUGCAACAACCUGUAACAUUACUUUCAGAAGCUAUCUCAUACCCAAGGGCACUGCCGUACUAACAUCACUGACUUCUGUGCUGCAUGACGACAAAGAAUUCCCGAACCCAGACAGGUUUGACCCUGGCCACUUCCUGGAUGCCAGCGGCAACUUUAAGAAAAGUGACUACUUCAUGCCUUUCUCAGCAGGAAAGCGAGUGUGUGUGGGAGAGGCCCUGGCCCGCAUGGAGCUGUUUUUAUUCCUGACUGCCAUUUUACAGAACUUUACCCCGAAGCCUCUGGUUGACCCCAAGGACAUUGACACCACCCCACUUGUCAGUAGAUUUGGCCGUGUGCCACGCUUAUACCAGCACAUUUUCGUUCCUGUCUGAAGAAGGGCAGGUGAUGCAGCUGCUGCUGGGCUGUCAUUUGCUACUCUCCCUCCUCCAGAGCAGCAUCCAGCUCCUUUGCCUAUCAUGGGCCCCUUCUCUGUCAUGUCCUCUGACAUUGAUUCAUUUCUUAAGAUCUAGGCUCCAUUAGGAAGAGUUUUCUGGGUCCUUUCUCAAAUGUGUUUCUGCCCUUCCUUAUAGUCUAUAAUUUUAGAUUGACCACCACAUGGGUUAAUAUCUGUCUAAUGCUUAGUUGUUAUUAUAUAGCCACUGUGAAAUUGUGCAAGAGGAUUGGCAUUUGAUAAUUCAGACAUGUUUCUCCUCUACGUGUUCAAAAUAAAAGCAUUUUAAAUUUGAAUCAGAUUAAA